This is a messenger RNA of Micromonas commoda, 615 nucleotides long. RefSeq lists its product with no specific name. Bases 1 to 615 code for a protein of 204 amino acids. NCBI's taxonomy places the organism in Eukaryota, Viridiplantae, Chlorophyta, Mamiellophyceae, Mamiellales, Mamiellaceae. The transcript has a single exon. Gene Ontology annotation, biological process: DNA-templated transcription. Gene Ontology annotation, molecular function: DNA binding; DNA-directed RNA polymerase activity. Gene Ontology annotation, cellular component: RNA polymerase III complex; RNA polymerase I complex; RNA polymerase II, core complex. The record is from RefSeq and is a predicted model, not a curated record.
AUGUCCGAGAAGAAGACCAGGCUCUUCCGCAUCCGCAAGACGGUGUGCAAGAUGCUCAACGCGCGCGGCUACCUCGUCGCUCAGGCUGAGCUCGAUCGCGACAAGGAUUCCUUCACCGAGGAGUUCGGCGAGGACCCCCGCCGCGACGCGCUCACGCUCCAGUUUGACCUCCGCGAAGAUCCCACCCAGCACAUCUUCGUGUUCUUCCCGGACGAGGAGAAGGUCGGGGUGAAGACCAUCAAGGAGUACGCCAAGCGCAUGAAGGACGAGCAGGUGAACCGCGCCAUCAUCGUGGUGCAGCAGUCGCUCACGCCGUUUGCGCGCCAGUCGCUGCUGGAGUGCCAGGCGCAGAAGUUUUACAUCGAGCAGUUCCAGGAGGCUGAGCUGCUGGUCAACAUCACCGACCACGUGCUCGUCCCCGAGCACAUCCUCCUCUCCGACGAGCAGAAGCGGGUGCUCCUGGAUCGGUACAAGGUCAAGGAGACGCAGCUGCCGCGGAUCCAGAUGCACGACCCGGUUGCGAGGUACUUUGGCAUGCGGCGGGGGCAGGUGGUGAGGAUCAUCAGGCCGUCGGAGACGGCGGGACGGUACGUUACCUACCGCCUGUGCGUCUGA